Hemicordylus capensis (graceful crag lizard) is the source of this 1023-nucleotide messenger RNA. It is a transcript of the gene CBY1, whose product is annotated as chibby family member 1, beta catenin antagonist. The record is from RefSeq and is a predicted model, not a curated record. Lineage: Eukaryota; Metazoa; Chordata; Lepidosauria; Squamata; Cordylidae. The transcript is spliced from 6 exons. Gene Ontology annotation, biological process: negative regulation of Wnt signaling pathway. Gene Ontology annotation, cellular component: nucleus. Bases 368 to 748 code for a protein of 126 amino acids.
UCACGAAGGGAAAAGGGAAGAAUGCUUUCUAAUCUCGGUUCUGUUCUCUUAAGCUUCCUCCGGGUAGGCGCAUCAUAUUAAUUUUCAACAGUUUAGUAAGACGACGUCAUGUCACGCAUUCCGUUUAAAAUGCUAAAUGUACACCGUCUCCUCUUAUGGCUUGUGAUGGAUUUCUGUGAUCCUCUCCUCGAGGUGGUACCGUCUGUUGCUCCCGCAAGCCCACUCAUGCCCCGGCUACAGCAAGUUGUGAAGUUCCAAAGCGUUGGGUGAGAGUGCGUCUGCGCAGACUGCUGUCGAAGGCCCUAAAGAGGUAUUGUAUUGAGCACCCAGAGCAAAGCUGACAGUCUGCUUUCAGGCUGAGAAAGCGAUGCCACUCUUUGGGAACACGUUCAGUCCAAAGAAGACCCCACCUAGGAAAUCGGCCUCACUUUCCAAUCUGCACUCGCUGGAUAGAUCUACCCGCGAGAUUGAGCUUGGCUUGGACUAUGGCACUCCUGCCAUGACCCUUGCCGGACAGAGCCUGAAGUUUGAGAAUGGCCAGUGGAUAACAGAUUCAUUAGGAGGCAGCGGGGACCGCAGGGAGACCCAGCGCCUUCGCAAACGGAACCAGCAGCUGGAGGAAGAGAACAAUCUCCUACGGCUGAAAGUGGAUCUUUUGUUGGAUAUGCUCUCCGAGACAACUGCAGAGUCCCAUCUCAUGGAGAAGGAGCUGGAGGAACUGAAAAAUUACAGCCGAAGGAGGAAGUGAACAGGAAAUGAAGUUUCAGGUCUGGAACCAUCUUGGAAGGAACAGGCACCGUUUCUAAUACUUCAACCAGAUAAAAGCUGCAGCCUUUUUUGUUCCUCUUAUUCAAAGCUUUCCAUACUACAUACAAGAAUGAAGCCGGGGGUGAGGUCAAGGAAUCUGCUGGUGAACAUUAAGAUAUAUUUUGAGUAAAACUGAAGCAGAUUUGUUUAUAUUUACAUAAUUAUUUUUAAAUGAGUGCAAUUUCUACACAGGCAGUAAAACAAUCUACACAAUAU